UGUCUGUCCUUCUCCUCGGUGUGUACUUGCAUCUGGCAUCUAGCAGCGGCAGCUUUGAACCUCCGACCCGGGAAGCUACUGUGUGACUGAAAGUCAAACCAAACUUUACUUUUCAAGCGGACGCGGUUCUCAAGAAAUAACCAAGCAUGACUAGCUACCACAAACCCGACGAAAAAACUCUGCAGGGGCUGAAAGACGUCGCUAACAAGCUCAGGAUCAACUCUAUCAAGGCGACAUGCGCCUCUAACUCUGGCCACCCCACAUCAUGCUGCAGUGCAGCAGAGCUCAUGUCUGUGCUCUUCUUCAACACCAUGCGCUAUAAAGCCGAUGACCCUCGUAACCAGUGCAACGACCGCUUUGUGCUCUCAAAGGGUCAUGCUGCACCUAUCCUGUAUGCUGCCUGGGCAGAGGCGGGUUACGUGAAGGAGUCUGAUCUGCUCAAUCUGCGCAAGAUCGACAGUGACUUGGAGGGGCACCCCACACCAAAACUGGCUUUUGUUGAUGUGGCUACAGGAUCUCUGGGACAGGGUCUUGGUGCUGCCUGUGGGAUGGCUUACACCGGCAAACACUUUGACAAAUCAAAUUACCGCGUAUACUGCAUGAUGGGAGAUGGAGAGUGUUCAGAAGGCUCGGUGUGGGAGGCCAUGGCCUUUGCCUCCUACUACAAGCUGGACAACCUGGUGGCUAUCAUGGAUGUCAAUCGGCUCGGUCAGAGUGAGGCUGCUCCCCUGAAGCACGACAUGGAGGUCUACCGCAAGCGCUGUGAAGCCUUUGGGUGGAACACGUAUGUUGUGGAUGGACACGAUGUGGAGGAGCUGUGCAAAGCUUUCUGGCAGGCGCAGCAAGUCAAAGGCAAACCCACUUGCAUUGUUGCCAAGACAUUCAAGGGCAAAGGACUCAAAGAUAUUGAGGAUCUUGAUAACUGGCAUGGAAAGCCCAUCCCUAAGGACAUGGUGGAUAAGAUCCUGAAAGACCUGCAGGCUCAGAUCCAGGUCCCCAACAAGACCCUGUGCCCCGAGCUGCCCAAAGACGACACGGCACCUGCAGACCUUAGCACCAUCUCCUUGCUUGCACCCCCAGCAUACAAAAAGGGAGACAAGAUGUCAACAAGGCGUGCAUACGGCGUGGUUCUGGCCAAGCUGGGCGAGGCUAGCAAGAGAGUGGUGGCCCUCGAUGGAGACACCAAAAACUCCACCUUCUCAGAAACCUUCAGGAAGGCCUUCCCUGACCGCUACAUUGAGUGCUUCAUCGCUGAACAGAACAUGAUCGGAGUGGCCAUUGGCUGUGCCACCCGUGACCGCACUGUUGCAUUUGCCAGCACAUUUGCUGCCUUUUUCUCAAGAGGCUAUGACCAGCUCCGUAUGGGAGCCAUCUCCCAGACCAACGUCAACGUGGUAGGCUCCCACUGCGGAGUCUCCAUUGGUGAGGAUGGUCCUUCCCAGAUGGCUCUGGAGGACUUGGCCAUGUUCCGUGCUAUCCCAACAUGUACUGUGUUUUACCCCAGUGAUGCAGUUUCCACAGAGAGAGCUGUUGAGCUGUCGGCCAACACAAAGGGUAUCUGUUUCAUCCGUACCAGUAGACCAGACACUGCAGUCAUUUACGCUCCAGAGGAGAAGUUUGAAGUGGGCGUAGCCAAGGUGGUGCGUGAGUCUGACAGUGAUUGUGUUACUGUGAUUGGAGCUGGUAUUACUCUGCAUGAGGCCCUCGCUGCUGCGGAUAUGCUGGCCAGUGAAGGGAAGAACAUCCGUGUGAUUGACCCGUUCACCAUCAAGCCCCUGGAUGCCUCUACCAUUGUGGCCAGUGCCAGAGCCACAAGGGGACAGAUCAUCACUGUGGAGGACCACUACAAGGAGGGUGGUCUUGGGGAAGCAGUGCUGUCGGCAGUGGGCCAGGAGCCUGGCAUUGUUGUGACCCGGCUGGCAGUGAGCGGUGUUCCCCGCAGUGGAAAGUCCCAAGAGCUGCUCGACAUCUUCGGCAUCAGCGCCAAGCACAUUGCUAACGCCGUGCGUACAGACCUUUGCAAACUAAGGACCUCAUCUCCCGCUCGCCGCGCUAAACCAUCACAACCAACCUUCGGCCCAACUUGCAGCUACUGGGCAUGAUCACCUGUUAACUUGUGUGCCCAAGUGCUAUCUUUGUAGUUUUGGCUUGAGUGCAGUGUGCAAACCCUGUAUUACUCUCACUGGAUGGCGAGGGGUGGGAGUAGGACUGCAGUGUUGAAGCCUGUAGUGUUAAUAUUACUCCCACGUAAGCACCAUCUAGUACCCUUUUUCUCCCGAUGGGUUCUUCUGCAACAUUCCUUUUUUGUUGUAUCCUUAUCAUGUUUUCAAAAUAGUGUCUUUCAUGUCGCUCAGACAAGGCAUCACUGAAUACUGUAAAUGCAUUAUAUGGGUCAGCUGUCACAGUUCUGACCCAUUGUGAACUGUCAGGCUUGUGUUCUGCAGUCCCACCAUCGUAUCUUUUUUCCAUUCCUUACAACCAUGCCUCAUGUCUUCUCACUUGUCUGGCAUUCAUGCCUCCGUUUUGUUUCUAAGAAGCACUUACUGUUUGUCUUAACUCUAAUGUACUAGAUCUGUUUUGUAGUAGAGUUCAGUCGCAGCUUUUGAGGCUUAGCUGUGGUAGAAAACAGUUUCUUCAGAUCCAGUGUGAAAAGUUAAACCAGCUUUAGUUUUGGACCGUUUGCGCAUUCCUCUAAAGAUUCCUGGCUACAUGGGCACCACACAAUGUUACUGCCGUUCCAGGUCACUGGUGUCAUUCUGUUAAACCUGUGUUGUGCUGAAUAAUAAAAAGAAUUAACCCAAUGACA
Cottoperca gobio is the source of this 2806-nucleotide messenger RNA. It is a transcript of the gene tktb, whose product is annotated as transketolase b. Gene Ontology annotation, molecular function: thiamine pyrophosphate binding; transketolase activity. NCBI's taxonomy places the organism in Eukaryota, Metazoa, Chordata, Actinopteri, Perciformes, Bovichtidae. The record is from RefSeq and is a predicted model, not a curated record.